Molecule: messenger RNA, 1338 nt
Organism: Budorcas taxicolor (takin)
Lineage: Eukaryota; Metazoa; Chordata; Mammalia; Artiodactyla; Bovidae
Gene: DIPK1A
Product: divergent protein kinase domain 1A
Exons: 5
Coding region: 16-1302 (428 amino acids)
Source: RefSeq, a predicted model, not a curated record
CGAUGUGUGAUUACCAUGGCGAGGAGUCUCUGUCCGGGGGCCUGGCUAAGGAAGCCCUGUUACCUCCAGGCUCGCUUCUCAUAUGUGCGAAUGAAAUAUCUUUUCUUUUCCUGGUUGGCGGUUUUUGUUGGAAGCUGGAUUAUAUAUGUGCAAUACUCUACCUAUACAGAACUAUGCAGAGGAAAGGACUGUAAGAAAAUAAUAUGUGACAAAUACAAGACCGGAGUUAUUGAUGGGCCUGCAUGUAAUAGCCUUUGUGUUACAGAAACUCUUUACUUUGGAAAAUGCUUAUCCACCAAGCCCAACAAUCAGAUGUAUUUAGGGAUUUGGGAUAAUCUACCGGGUGUUGUGAAGUGUCAAAUGGAACAAGCACUUCAUCUUGAUUUUGGUACAGAAUUGGAACCAAGAAAAGAAAUAGUGCUAUUUGAUAAGCCAACUAGGGGAACUACUGUCCAGAAAUUCAAAGAGAUGGUCUACAGUCUCUUUAAGGCAAAGCUGGGUGACCAAGGGAACCUCUCUGAGCUGGUUAACCUCAUCUUGACAGUAGCUGAUGGAGACAAAGAUGGCCAGGUUUCCUUGGGGGAAGCGAAGUCAGCAUGGGCACUUCUUCAAUUAAAUGAAUUUCUUCUCAUGGUGAUACUUCAAGAUAAAGAACAUACCCCAAAAUUAAUGGGAUUCUGUGGUGAUCUCUAUGUGAUGGAAAGCGUCGAAUAUACCUCUCUUUAUGGAAUAAGCCUUCCCUGGGUCAUUGAACUUUUUAUACCAUCUGGGUUCAGAAGAAGCAUGGAUCAGUUGUUCACACCAUCAUGGCCUAGAAAGGCUAAAAUAGCCAUAGGACUUCUAGAAUUUGUGGAAGAUGUUUUCCAUGGCCCAUAUGGAAACUUCCUCAUGUGUGAUACUAGUGCCAAAAACCUAGGAUAUAAUGAUAAAUAUGACUUGAAAAUGGUGGACAUGAGAAAAAUUGUGCCAGAGACAAACCUGAAAGAACUUAUAAAGGAUCGUCACUGUGAGUCUGAUUUGGACUGUGUCUAUGGCACGGAUUGUCGAACUAGCUGUGACCAGAGUACAAUGAAAUGUACUUCAGAAGUGAUACAACCAAACUUGGCAAAAGCCUGUCAGUUACUCAAAGACUACCUACUGCGUGGUGCUCCAAGUGAAAUUCGCGAGGAAUUAGAAAAGCAGCUGUAUUCUUGUAUUGCUCUCAAAGUCACAGCAAAUCAAAUGGAAAUGGAACAUUCUUUGAUACUAAAUAACCUAAAAACAUUACUGUGGAAGAAGAUUUCCUACACAAAUGACUCUUAGUUCAUUUGGACAUUGUGACCAUUUUAAGAAACUUAG